This is a messenger RNA of Maylandia zebra (zebra mbuna), 1362 nucleotides long. NCBI's taxonomy places the organism in Eukaryota, Metazoa, Chordata, Actinopteri, Cichliformes, Cichlidae. The record is from RefSeq and is a predicted model, not a curated record.
GACUACCCAGGUCACGGCUUCUCCCCCAACAUGAAGCUGGAGGCCGUGGACCUGAUGGAGCCACGGCUCCUGUGCGUCGCCACCGUGAAGCGCUGUGUCGGCCGCCUUCUCCUCAUCCACUUUGACGGCUGGGAGGAUGAGUUUGACCAGUGGGUUGACCACCAGUCUCCAGACAUCUACCCAGUUGGCUGGUGUGAGCUCAUGGGCUACCAGCUCCAGUCACCUCCUGGAGUCGCUGACUUAAUUGAAAAGCAGCUGGUGCGGAACAAGAAAUGCCGGCGCUUUUCUUUCGGGAGAAAGAAAAAGAAGCACACAAAAAAGAGGCUUUCACAGGACCAAGCUCAAGACGGUGCUGAUCAACACACCGAAAGUCCUCAAAGCACUCCUCCAAAAGUGCCACUCAUCCAGCCCAAGACUGAGCCAGAGGAGCAGGAGAUCGUUGCAGUGAAGGUGAAAGUGGAGGAAAUGGAAACGGAGACCCCCAUUAGGCCACCGGACAACUUUCAGCAAGACUCUGUGUGCAUAAUCAAACAAGAAGAGGGAGGGCAAAGCAGCUUGGAUAAUGUAGAACAGGAGAAGACGGAGCAAAGUAAAACUAAAGACGUGGCCGAAGACGAUGCAUCACUUGAAGACCGGUGUACCGGUGAUAGCAACACUGAUCAGAGUGAAAAUGAAAGAAUGGACAAAGAGGAGUUGAGCCAAGAAGACGACAGUACCAUGGAUGAAUCAUAGAGAAUAAAAGAACCAAUAUAGCUGAAUCACUCCAAUGAAAAAAGAAUUAAACAAAUAAAUAAAAAGACUUUAUCAAAAAGAUUUUGACUCUGAAAGUUUUCCUGGGUUGUAAUGAAGUUUUUUUUUAAUGUUUUAUAUCCAGAUAGAUCCUUUUGUAAAUAUACAGUCAAUUGCAGUAUUUUUAAAAAUAUAUUAUCUAAAUGUGAUUUGAUUUUCAACUUUGAGUAUGUUGUGAGCCUACAGUGAAGGUUAACUACCCUCAACUGCAGGCUCGGUAAAGCAAUGCUUUAUUCUUUUUUUUUUCUUAUUUUCCAUCAUACAUGUACUAUUAAAUAUAAAAGGCCAAAACAACAAUCGGGUACAUUCCUAAAAACAAUGUCUUUACUGGCCACCUCAGCAACACCGAAAGAUACCUGAAGGAGAAUUGGAGAAUUCUUUCACUGGUUAGGAAAAACUACUUCAUAACAUCUAACCUAGCCAAGAAUCCUUCUACCAUCAACAGAUAUCCUCACGAAUAAAAAUACAAAAUGCUGUCCAAAUAAUUUGUCAAAAGCAAGAACAGAUUAGACCAGGGGUGGGGAACUCGAGGGCCGAUGUCCUGCAGGUUUUAGACCUCACCCUGGGUCAACA